AUCAGGACCCCUUCCCUCUUUCCAACAAGCUCUUCUCUCUCCGACCCACUCCGCUUCGGACUCCAGGACCCAUCCCUGACAGAUCCAAAGUGUAUGACUCUGCAAUCAAAAGUGUUGCCCAUUUUUGCUCUCCAUCAGACAGAACAAAAGUGACACAAAGAUGCCAAUUCUAGAAGAAGUCAAGGAGAAGAAAGAGAAAGAUGUCCACAGCCAAGAUGAGAUAGUACUUCCCAAACUUCCAGUCCCACCAUUGCAACAGACCUUGCACAUGUACCUUCAGUGCAUGAAACAUUUGGUGCCAGAAGAACAAUAUAAGACGACAAAGGUCAUAGUAGAACGGUUUGGAGCAGCAGGAGGCCCAGGAGAAGUCCUUCAGCAAAAGCUUCUAGAAAGACGGGAGAAAAUGAACAACUGGGUUUUAGACUACUGGCUAGAAGACAUGUACCUCAACAACCGAUCGGCUCUUCCGGUCAAUUCCAGCCCAGCAAUUAUCUUUGCUCGCCAACAAUUCCAAGAUGCCAAUGAUCAACUAAGGUUUGCGGCAAAUCUCAUUUCCGGAGUUCUUGACUAUAAAGCUCUGCUGGACACCCAUGCUAUACCUGUUGAUUUUGCUCGUGGACAGCUGUCUGGUCAUCCUCUCUGUAUGAAGCAAUACUAUGGACUCUUUUCUUCCUAUCGUCUUCCAGGACAUACCAAAGAUACCCUCGUGGCCCAGAAAAGCAAUAUCAUGCCUGAACCAGAACAUAUUAUUGUUGCAUGUAAUAAUCAGUUUUUUGUUUUGGAUGUUGUCAUUAAUUUCCGCCGUCUCAGCGAGGGGGAUCUGUUUACCCAGUUGCGGAAAAUAGUCAAAAUGUCAGAGAAUGAAGAGGAGCGACUGCCUCCAAUUGGUCUCUUGACAUCUGAUGGAAGGACAGAGUGGGCGGAAGCCAGGGCAAUCCUUGUGGAAGAUUCUACAAACCGAGAUUCACUUGACAUGAUUGAACGAAGCUUAUGCUUAGUUUGUCUUGAUGGCCCAAGUGGUGAGGAACUCAAUGAUACCAACAUGGCUUUGCAACUUCUACAUGGAGGAGGUUACAAUAAAAAUGGUGCCAAUCGUUGGUACGAUAAGCCCAUGCAGUUUGUUGUGGGAAGAGACGGAGUCUGUGGGACAGUGUGCGAACAUUCCCCUUUUGAAGGGAUCGUCCUGGUGCAGUGCAUUGAACACCUGCUCAAACACAUGAAAGAAGGGGCAAAGAAACUGGUGAGAGCUGAUUCAGUGAGUGAACUUCCUGCUCCAAGGAGACUAAGGUGGAAAUGCUCUCCGGAAAUUCAGGGACUCUUGGCAUCAUCAGCAGAAAAACUUCAAAGGUUGGUUAAGAAUCUAGACUUCAUGGUUUAUAAAUUUGAAAACUAUGGGAAAGAAUUCAUCAAGAAACAGAAGAUGAGCCCAGAUGCAUACAUCCAAGUGGCACUCCAGCUGGCAUUUUAUAGAUUGCAUGGGAGACUUGUUCCUACCUAUGAAAGUGCAUCCAUACGCCGGUUUGAAGAGGGAAGAGUAGACAACAUUCGGUCUGCAACUCCAGAAGCAUUAGCUUUUGCCAAAGGGAUGAUAGAUAAAAAACCAUCCCUACAGGACUCUGAGAAAAUGCAGAGAUUUAAGGAUGCUAUCACAGCUCAGACCAAUUACACUAUUUUGGCUAUUACAGGAAUGGCGAUAGACAAUCACUUGCUGGGGCUGCGAGAGAAGGCCCGGGAACACUUUCAGGAACUGCCAGACAUAUUUACUGAUGAAACGUAUUUGACAAGCAAUCGAUUUAUUCUCUCCACCAGCCAGGUUCCAACCACCAUGGAAAUGUUCUGCUGCUAUGGCCCUGUGAUCCCUAAUGGUUAUGGGGCUUGCUACAACCCACAGCCAGAGCAUAUCUUGUUCUGCAUUUCAAGCUUUAAAGACUGUCAAGAGACUUCCUCCAGCAAAUUUGCAAAAGCCAUGAGAGAAAGCCUCAUGGAUAUGAAGGAGCUGUGCAACAAAUGCAACACAACUCCAGCCAGCAGCCCAGCUAAACAAGAAGCAUCCUCAACAUCUCAGCCGGGCCGUAAGCACUAAUUUUGUGCCCACUCAACCCUUUCCUUUUUGCCACUCUGCAGAUACUUCUUUGGGUAGAAUAAUGCUGCUCUCCAAGAGCAAGCUAUUAAACAGAACCACCUUCAGCCUUCUCUAUUCUGCACAUGUGCUAGGCUUCUGUCCACAUAAUCCUCAACCAGGGGAUGAUGGAAGUGACAUUCCAGCACAUUUGGAGGAUGCCAAUUUAGGGAAAGCUGACCUGUUUAUUACAAGGUGGAGACUCCCAUUUCUCUUUGGCUCAGAUUCCUGCCAGUACAGUACUUACCAAGAUGAUGGCUUAAAUUACUUAAAGAGGCAAUGUUUCAGUUCAGCACAAAAUUAAUGUGUUAAUUAUUGAUCUCAGAAAUGGAGCCAUGUACAAUUCAUUUUAAUGUGUGUUUAGAAAUAUCCAGUUAGCAAGAAGUCAUAUUUUAUGAACGGUUGUGGCUAAAGUGCACUAUACUUGCCAAAGCACGCUCCCAUUGCCUGGAAGCCAAAUGUGCCUUGGCGGCAAUUCCAGGCAGACCUCUAGCAUGAGCCUUCUCUUCCUUCCUGCCCCCCAACAUAGGGACACACAUCUACCCUUCAUGUAUAAAGCAAGAUUGGGAGCAGGCAGGCUUCUGCAUCCCCUUUCCAAAAUCAGUAGCAUGGAAAUGAAAUCUGUGGCUGCUUCCAAGAUGGUUGAUAAGACAGAUCAGUGAGAUGCUGUGGGGUGGGGGGCAAAGCAUUUUCUGCCCAAAUCAGUGGCAUUUGCAGAGUCUCUCAGGGAGUGGCCAUAGCUCAGAUGUAAAGUAUGUGUUUUACAAAGAAACCCUGUUCCACUUUCAGUCUUCAGUGGUCCUUCCACCAUACCCUCCAACUGAACUAUUUGGGUGAGACAGUCCCAAUUAAUCCUCUGUCAUCCUGCUUUUUCACAACUU
Messenger RNA from Sceloporus undulatus (fence lizard), 3000 nucleotides. It is a transcript of the gene CHAT, whose product is annotated as choline O-acetyltransferase. Bases 161 to 2083 code for a protein of 640 amino acids. The transcript has 15 exons. Gene Ontology annotation, cellular component: cytoplasm; neuron projection. Gene Ontology annotation, biological process: acetylcholine biosynthetic process; neuromuscular synaptic transmission. Gene Ontology annotation, molecular function: choline O-acetyltransferase activity. NCBI's taxonomy places the organism in Eukaryota, Metazoa, Chordata, Lepidosauria, Squamata, Phrynosomatidae. The record is from RefSeq and is a predicted model, not a curated record.